Styela clava is the source of this 1121-nucleotide messenger RNA. The record is from RefSeq and is a predicted model, not a curated record. NCBI's taxonomy places the organism in Eukaryota, Metazoa, Chordata, Ascidiacea, Stolidobranchia, Styelidae.
UAGCAUAUUUGAGCACCUGUUUGAGUAUAACUUGCCACAAACCACAAACCUGAUCAUAUCUUCAGACAAUAUGUUUUUUCGAACUUAUCCCAUCUGCUGCAAAGUUUCAAACAUGUUUAUUCCUAAGGUGAGACUUCUACGAUUAUAUAGUGCCAGUGGAAAGAGCAGAUAUAAAAUUAAAAGUUUUAAAGGUCUUCUGGAAAAUGAAGUACUUUAUGGCCGUUCAGUAUGUAACAUAGCUUUGCAGAUAUCGAGAAGACCAAUUUUUCGAUUACAUUUGUUGAAAUUAUGGGAGACUUCAGAACCAACGGAUUCAAGAGUUUUGGAAACUAUAGAAUUGGCAAGUAAAAGAGGAAUACCAACAUCAUAUAAAGAUAGACGAACACUUGAUAAUAUGUCAUCACAUCGCCCACAUCAGUCCAAGGGUAUUUGCUUGGAAGUCGGAGAACUUCCAUAUGUAAAUUUGGAUGAAGAAUCUUGCAAAACCCUCUGUACAACUGCUACUCAUCAUUCAAAAAUUCCAAUAUGGAUUUUGCUGGUUGGUAUAAUAGAUCCAAUGAACAUGGGUGCAAUUUUGAGAUCAUGUCUGUACUUCAAUGUGGACAAUGUUAUAGCAACAACUGGUUGUGCUCCCAUCACACCAGUCCUCAGCAAAGCAAGUAGCGGAGCUGCAGAAAUUCUUCAAGUUUAUUCUACAGAUGAUCCAGAUUACCUCGUUAAGUUUCUCAGGAAAACAGACUGGAACAUUGUUGGAACUGUAUCCGAAGAACAGCAAUUCGACAACAGUCUUAAGAACUCGCCCACAGUGCUUGAUAUUAGUGAUGCACAUAUUGGAAAACCUUCAAUUAUUAUAUUCGGAAAUGAAGGAUCAGGAAUUCCAGCCGAGCUACUAGACCUUUGUACAAUGUUAGUUUCAAUUAAAGCUUCACCACCAUGUAUUGAACAAGAUUCCCACCAGAAAUCAUUAAGAAACCUUGUUGGAAGUCUUAAUGUAUCUACAGCGGCAGCCGUCAUACUCCAUGAAAUGACGAAAAAAAGGAUUCAAUGAGAAUACAAGUAAUACAUACAUUCAUUCAUUUAUUGCACUUUUGAUUUUGUAAUAAAAUAGGCAGUAAACAAGA